UGACGUAGCACCACGGCGUCACAGCAAAAAAAAAAUGGCGACCGCCGGGACGCUGGCGAGAGUCGCCCAACUGGGUCGGCGCGUCGCGAGAAGCGGCGGUUUAAUGUUGGACGGCGCGCAGCGGCGCGGGAUAGCUUCGUGCGUCGACCCUUCUCAUGGACUCUCAGAUGAGCAGAAGGAGUUCCAGAAGGUUGCUUUUGACUUUGCAGCCAAUGAAAUGUCUCCACAUAUGGCCGAAUGGGACCAAAAGGAAAUCUUCCCGAUUGAGACGAUGCGCAAGGCUGCCCAGUUGGGAUUUGGCGGCAUCUACGUUCAGCCGGAGGUGGGGGGGUCGGGCCUGUCUCGUCUGGACACAUCGAUAAUAUUCGAGGCCUUGUCCACAGGCUGCGUCAGCACCACGGCUUACAUCAGCAUCCACAAUAUGUGUGCGUGGAUGAUCGACACAUUCGGGAACACGGAGCAAAGGGAGAAGUACUGCCCGGACCUCUGUUCCAUGGAGAAGUUUGCCUCCUACUGUCUGACUGAACCAGGCAGUGGCAGCGAUGCCGCGUCGCUUCUCACAUCUGCACAGCUGGAAGGAGACCACUACAUCUUAAACGGCUCGAAGGCCUUCAUCAGCGGUGGCGGGGAUACAGACGUGUACAUAGUAAUGUGCCGAACGGGAGGCAAAGGAGCCAAGGGCAUCUCGUGUCUGGUGGUGGAGAAGGAAACGCCAGGCCUCAGUUUUGGCAAGAAAGAAAAGAAGGUGGGGUGGAACUCGCAGCCCACCAGGGCCGUGAUAUUUGAGGACUGCGCCGUUCCGGUCGCCAAUCGGCUCGGCGAGGAGGGCCAAGGCUUCAAUAUCGCCAUGAAGGGCCUGAACGGAGGCAGGAUCAAUAUUGCAUCUUGUUCCCUCGGGGCGGCGCAUGCCUGUGUCCAGCUUGCCAGAGAUCACCUGUUGGUACGGAAGCAGUUCGGAGAGACGCUGUCCAACAAUCAGUUUCUACAGUUUAAGCUGGCGGAGAUGGCCACCAAGUUGGUGGCGUCCCGUCUCCUGGUGCGUGAGGCGGCGACGGCCCUUCAGGAGAGCAGGUCCGACGCCGUGUCGCUCUGCUCCAUGGCCAAGCUCUUCGUCACAGACGAGUGCUUUAAUAUCUGCAACCAGGCUCUUCAGAUGCAUGGCGGGUAUGGUUACCUCAAGGACUACGCGGUCCAGCAGUUUGUCCGUGACAUCAGAGUGCACCAGAUAUUAGAGGGAACAAACGAGGUGAUGAGGAUGAUAAUUUCCCGGAAUCUGCUGACGGAGUCGUGAUUCCCGAGAAUUAACGACAAGAUCAUUUCCACAAGCAGCGAGCGAGAACCCAUCGAGACAAACAGGCACUUUGCACACUUUUAUCAUGGACACACACACCUGCGGAUUUCAUGAGCGAACCGUCAGAAUAAUAAAGCUAUAUUUAAGACUUCACAACCUCAGUCCUGUUUGGCGAGCCGUGGGGCUGAAUCGGUCCCGCUAGCUUUCAAGGGCACGCUGUUCAAACAUAUUUUCAUGUACUGUAGUAACUUUUACCAUUUUUUUAUUUGGGUAGACAAAUCCUGUUAUCUGCAUUUUUCUAUGGAAGAAGGGAGUUAACCCCGGCUUGAGUGGUAUUAAAGGCUUUGCCGAUCCCUGUUAAACUGUCAGACACCCAUGGCACACACAACACAUCUCUAUCCGCAAGUGGCCUUUUUACAGAUGGUUUCUGUCUGUGAUUCUGCCCUGCUGUUAUAUGUCAAACCCCGUGAGUGUCUUUUAAAGUGUAAAAUAAUGAAAUGCAGUGUACUGAUUUCGUAGAUAGCGUCAUAUAGUGUACCGUUUUUGUUAUGGGGGGUCAAAUGUGUCUACCAUUAACACUCCAAAUAAAACUA
Molecule: messenger RNA, 1884 nt
Organism: Lampris incognitus (smalleye Pacific opah)
Lineage: Eukaryota; Metazoa; Chordata; Actinopteri; Lampriformes; Lampridae
Gene: acad8
Product: acyl-CoA dehydrogenase family, member 8
Exons: 11
Coding region: 35-1291 (418 amino acids)
Biological process (GO): lipid metabolic process
Molecular function (GO): acyl-CoA dehydrogenase activity; flavin adenine dinucleotide binding
Source: RefSeq, a predicted model, not a curated record